UCAAAUUCAAAUAUAUAAACAUUUGCUACUCGCCAGAAAUUUCAUGUUUUAGAAUAAAUCCAGUUUCAUUGUAAAUUAAUUUCGUCAUAUAUUUGAAAAUUCGACUGUUUGAAUAGAAGCCCACUUGCAGUUAAAGUGCCACCUUUAAAACCCGGAUCCUCAGUGAAGUGUAAAAUUACAUAAGCGUAUUUCUUAGCAGAAUAUUUGACUAAUAGAUAAUAUGGAACCGAUGACUAUUGGCAGCCCCAGUGCAAGUCCGUUGACAUCAACUGGCGGGUAUCUUCCAUCCUUUCUCAUGGGCGAAACUCAGUCAACACCUCGGACUAAUACGCUGUCACCAACUAAAGGUAGACCAUCAUUAGCAUUUGCUCAGUCGUCCAAUUUAGGGACACAAUCGCCAGACUAUAUGAGCAAAACUAGCUCUGGAUUGCCUCCAAAAUUUGCUGGAUUUGGUGGGUCUAAUAUGAAUCAAUCAGGAAUGAACCACAACAGCAGUGUAUCUGGUCCACCCACACAAGGACUUUUUGAUUCCUUUCGAAACGAAAAACAACUUUUUCAAACACCAACAAAAAGUUUCUUGGGUCCUCAACCUCAGAAUGCACCUGGAUCUGCACUCUCUACGCCAGCAUACAAUCAAUCUGGUGGUGAAGCGUAUUUAAAUCAAAGCGGAUUCAAUGUGUCGAGAAUUAUGUCACCAAUACCAGUUCCUCGAGAACAAGAUUUUAUUCGCAGCAAUUCUAUCGUUUCCCCCUUAUCUCACUCUCACCUGAAUUUAUCACAAAACCAAAGUGGGAACGAUUAUUGGAUUACUGUCUUUGGAUUUCCUCAGUCUGCUUCUUCGAUGAUCUUGUCGCAUUUUUCUCAAUGUGGAGCUAUAAUUGACAAGGUGUUUGCCACGCAGAACGGCAAUUGGGUCCAUCUCAGAUUUACCUCUAGGCUUGAGUGUGAAAGAGCAUUAAACUACAAUGGAAAAAUUAUCGGUCAAAAUCUGAUGAUAGGGGUCCAGUAUUGUACCGAUUUCGCGAUAUUGGGCAAGGAAAACACCGAAGAACGAAAAGAAUACUCUCUAAGCCGAGUGCGAUCGCUAACCCAUAUAGCGUACAAGAAUGCUCAACAUCCGACUGAAGUAGUUCCCAGUCCAACUGCUCCAAAACGUAGUUCUGGUAUUGUGAAUAAAGCUAUGGAUCUUUUCUUUGGGUGGUAAAUAAACGUACGGCGUCGCCAUCAUUAUUAAAAAUAUUACUUUGAUUUUUUAUAAGCAACCAUCUAUAUUAUCAAUUUAUGGACUAGGUAUAUACUUCAGUUAGUGUCUAUUUGGGUUCUUUCGUUUGAUUUUUAUCUACCUGUUAUCCAAGCUGUCCUA
Molecule: messenger RNA, 1363 nt
Organism: Sabethes cyaneus
Lineage: Eukaryota; Metazoa; Arthropoda; Insecta; Diptera; Culicidae
Gene: Nup35
Product: nucleoporin Nup35
Exons: 3
Coding region: 221-1204 (327 amino acids)
Biological process (GO): NLS-bearing protein import into nucleus; regulation of DNA-templated transcription; nuclear pore organization
Cellular component (GO): nuclear pore central transport channel; nuclear membrane; nuclear pore nuclear basket
Molecular function (GO): phospholipid binding; structural constituent of nuclear pore; single-stranded DNA binding
Source: RefSeq, a predicted model, not a curated record